GAAAAAUAGGAGAGUAAAUUUUUCGGAGUUAACAUUAUUUUCCUCUGAAAGAGUCAAGUUUAUACAUUAGAGAGUGAAAUCAUUUCAAUUGGUCAAUAGAAUCGGAGUAAAAAAAUAGAGGAAAUCAUAUCGGAGUAAAACAAGACCACGCCCACUGAAGUUCCUUAAGUUUCGUUUCUUCCACCAUCUUGUUAUCGCGCAGUGGAAACGGAGGCGAGGGACGGUUAGCUGUGUGCGAGGAUGCAAGCUGUGCGUGUGAAAUACAGAGAUCGACAGAAAUACGUCUGUUUUGAAGGCCAACUGACUUACUGUUCGUUUUUGGAAUGUGCUGCCAAAAAGUUCUGCAUCCCAACCUUGGAAUUAAAAGUCUUUGAUGAUUCAAAGACUGAAGUGGAUGAGGAAGUUUUUGAGCUCCUUUUGAAAGGUCCGAACCUUGGUGUGCUAGAGAUUUGUGAAGCACAAGAUCUCGAUCCAGAAGGUAAUCCUAUGGAUCAGCUAAAUUGUGCAGCAAGCAGCUCCUUUACGAGUUCCAGUGGAGAAACUGAAGUGGACUCAGAUGACACCAUUAUAUUGCAACAUAGUCCUGCAACAAGACAGAGAGCUAAAGACACCUCUCUUGCCCACAUGAUUGAAAAUGUUUUAAAGAACAAACCAGGAGGAGACAGGAUCAUAAAUGAAUAUGCACGGACUAAAAGCCUAACAGACAGCAGACGGCGUGACAUGGUCAAGAUACUGGUUGCGCAAAUGACAAGUGAACAUGGGACAAGUCCUUCCAGACAUGUAAAAGAAGACUAUGCAAAGGGUAUUAUUACCUUGUUCCCUUACCUGGCUGAUCCUAAGAGCAGAUUUGGCUAUGAGCAUUAUUACAAUGCAGAAGAUGGAAGUGGGUAUCUGGCUUGGAGACUGAAGUUUGUCCAGAGGGAAGCUUCUAAUGGACAAAAGAAGGUCCCCAGAUUGUCACAAACCCAAACAGGGGGACCAACAACUGAUAGGGACUGUCUGAGAGAAGAAGACUAUCUUCUGACAGAUAGCUUGUGUUCUGAGGCCAUUGCGCUGAUGAAGCACACCGCUGACGAAGGAACUGUUAUGAGGAAGAUGGAACAGACUUUCAACUAUCGCCAGAAGAUGAUUUAUGACCCAAUGAAGUCAUCUAGCAUCUUUUUGGACUUCCCAAGAUUCCUGGACAUAGGAGGAUUGGUUGAGCAAGAUUUUACAUUGAUGUUUGGGGAAGCCAUCUCUGCAAAGUUCCUGGAGAAGUGGCCCACUGUCUACAAGCAGAAAGUCCUCAAACAAAGCCGUGGUCUCACACAGUCUGAUGACCUUGAGAACCUUCUUCACAAUGCUGAAGGCACAACAGAAGUGGAAAAUGGAUGGGACAGUGACAUGUCAUCCAUUUUGAUCCUAGUCCACCUCCUGCCACCGUCACCUCAUGGGCGCAAGAGACCAGGAAAACUCUCAGCCAGACAAGCCAGUGAACAUCUUGUGAAGUUUGUCAAGACAGGAACCAGCAUCCAGGAGCACCUUGAUGGCAUCGCAGAAAGCCGUCAACCAUACCUGCUUGCAGUAGGGACUCAGAGGAGCGUGAUUCACAAGUACUUCAUUGUGAUUGACAAACAUGCCAUACCUUGUAAAUCACAAGGUUCUCUUGCCUGUUUUGAUGAGCUUUUUAAAGCUCACUUUGUGUUCGGCACUUCAUAUGAUCAUGAUCUGGUCAAUGUGUACAACUUUCUGCAGACCGCCAUUUAUGAGAUAGAUGUUGAGACAACCAAAGUGAAUCCUAGGGUUGCAGAGUUGAGGGCUCGGAUGCUGCGUUAAGUAGUUGUCAAUUCUGAUUGUUUCAAUAUCAAGUUGGAAUGUUCUGUUUCAUUUGUAAGAAGUACCAGACAAAUGCUAAUUCUCUGACCAAGCACUUAAAAGUUAUCCACGGACUUUGCUCUGGUAAGACACUUCGUCUUAAAUGUGGUCAGGGAGGUUGUGCUCAAGUUUAUGGCACAUUUUCUGGGUUCAGAAAGCAUCUCAAUAAAGCACAUAAUAAACACACUUCUAAUCCUGGUGAAGGCCCAUCUACAACUGAAGAGACAUUUGAAAAUCAAGAUUUGCCCUCUAUGAGUGCCACUUCUGAUUCAGUCCUGCUUCAAAAAUCGCUUGUGCAUAGUUGCGCAACAACAGUUGCUGAACUUAAAGUAGCAGGUGUAAGUGAAAGAGCAAUUAACUCUUUGGUCAUUUCCCUGGAAGAAAUAGUUAAUGAUAUUCAAAAUCAAGCAAAAGAAUCUGUGAAAAACAGUCUUUCCUUACAAGAACCUGUCAAACAUGACAUUGAGUGCAAAAUUGAUCAAUGUUUUGAGAAAAUGGAAAAUCCUUUCAUGGCAUUAAAUUCUGAAAGUAAAAGAACUCGUUUUUUGGCAGAGAAUUGGGGACGUGUAGACCCAGUAGAAUAUGUCCUUGGUUCCAGAUUUGAGACACUGCGCAAUCGAACCACAGGGGGCUAUGAUCAGGUUGUUGUUACAGAUAAAUUUGUUUACAUCCCAAUUUUGGAAACAUUGAAGUUCAUUUUCAGGCACCCUUAUGUAGAGGAGAUGAUGGCCAAGUCAAAUUCAAGUGAAACUCUUACAGACUUGUCUGAUGGAGAACUUUUUAAGAGCCAUACUCUGUUUUCAAAACAAAAUCAUGCCCUACAAAUUCAACUUUUCUAUGAUGAUUUCGAAACAGCUAAU
Molecule: messenger RNA, 2714 nt
Organism: Poeciliopsis prolifica (blackstripe livebearer)
Lineage: Eukaryota; Metazoa; Chordata; Actinopteri; Cyprinodontiformes; Poeciliidae
Exons: 11
Coding region: 241-1815 (524 amino acids)
Source: RefSeq, a predicted model, not a curated record